GAGAAGGGGGUAGCGAGGGUUUACAACGUAUCAGUCUUUCUGCUGGGGAAAUAGCAAAAGGAUCGAUAGCGAUUAGCCAAGAGAGAGACAGUGUUUGAGCGGUGUGUGUAAGAUAUAUAUAGAGAGAGAGGGGUAGGAGCGGAGGAGAUGUGGUUUGGUGGUGGAGCUGUAAGAGAAAUCGGAGGAGUUGCAACGACAUUCGUGAGGCACUUCUCUAGGGAACGUGCGGUGAAUGUGAGGAAAAUCAACCCUAGGGUAACGCCCCAAGAGGCUUCAUCCAUUGCUGAAUCUCUCUACAACAUCAUCAAGCAGCAUGGACCUCUCUCUGUUUCCAACACUUGGAACCAAGUCAAGGAAGCUUCUAUUAAUGGAUUAAACAGCAAAACACACAUGAAGAUAAUGCUGAAAUGGAUGAGGGGGAGGAAUAUGCUCAAGCUGUUUUGCAACCGAGUUGGUUCCACCAAGAAAUUUCUGCAUUGUACUCUGCCUGAAGAACCUCAAACUGAGCAAUCAAAAGCGGCCCUGGAACUGCAACUACAGACCGAGAAACCUUCUAUGAAGAGGAAAAAACGAAUAAAAUAAUGCAUGGGCACUGAGGGUAUUCACCAGGCCUUGAACUGUGCCUGUUAAUGGCAACAUGAAUAAUGCCUAUUGUGAUCCAUACUGGCUUGAUUACUCCUUUUGGCUGAACACAUGAUUAAAUCUUCACCUUUAUUGUAACUGGACUCUUGAGUACUUUGGCAAUGUUUUUUGUGUCUUAAUACUUUGUCAUCACGCUGUGCACUAGGUAACAGGCUUUGAAGCAUCAGAUCCCGAUCCUCUCUAGGUUCCAUACUAGGGCAAUUUAUAGCUGAUUAAGGUACUCUUAUUAUUAUUUGAUAGCUAUAAUACGGGUAGUGCCUGGCGUGCUACUGUGCUUUUCUUUUACAA
Cornus florida is the source of this 930-nucleotide messenger RNA. RefSeq lists its product as uncharacterized. Bases 148 to 582 code for a protein of 144 amino acids. The transcript has 2 exons. Lineage: Eukaryota; Viridiplantae; Streptophyta; Magnoliopsida; Cornales; Cornaceae. The record is from RefSeq and is a predicted model, not a curated record.